AUGUCGAGAAUUUUGUCUCUCGUUUGUGUCUUGCUCGCUAUUUCAGUCGUCCAUGCACGUGCUCGUCUCGUGCCGGGUACGUCUGAUGAGGGCAAGACGACGACACGUGAAGAUACAACAACUAUGAUCAUGCAUGCAAAUGCACCUGGACAGUCACCACCAGCCAGCGUCGGCGACAAAAAAUGCAUCGGAGGAGUCGCGGGAGUCGGUGGAUUCGCCGGAGUUGGUGGUUACGCCGGCGUGGGAGGUCUAGGAAUACCACUCAUCGGCGGUCUUGGCGGCAUCGGUAAAUACGGUGGCAUAGGUGGUGCAGCUGGAAUCGGUGGCUUCCACGGUCUAGGGGGUGGUGUCGGUGGAGUCGGAGGUGGUUUAGGCGGUGGUAUCGGUAAAGUAGGUGGGAUUGGCGGUCUAGGUGGUUUAGGCGGUGGUAUUGGCAAAGCAGGUGGAAUUGGCGGUCUAGGCGGUGCCGGAGGUGGUUUAGGUGGAGUCGGUGGUGGUAUUGGUAAGGCAGGUGGAAUUGGUGGUGUUGGUGGUGUCGGAGGUGGACACGGCCUGGUCGGUGGGAUCGAUCCACAUCCUUAG
This is a messenger RNA of Microthlaspi erraticum, 582 nucleotides long. The record is from the annotation of a GenBank genome assembly. NCBI's taxonomy places the organism in Eukaryota, Viridiplantae, Streptophyta, Magnoliopsida, Brassicales, Brassicaceae.